Messenger RNA from Magallana angulata, 1847 nucleotides. RefSeq lists its product as uncharacterized. The annotation marks the transcript as partial. Lineage: Eukaryota; Metazoa; Mollusca; Bivalvia; Ostreida; Ostreidae. The transcript has a single exon. The record is from RefSeq and is a predicted model, not a curated record. Gene Ontology annotation, molecular function: hydrolase activity, acting on ester bonds.
AUUAUUUCAGAUGGCAUAUGGGUUGUCGGAUCAUCUAUAAUUCAUUGGGCCCAGAAAUAUGCACAACAAAAUAUUGAUGACAACUUGGGACUAACAUCACAAAGAAUAAUUUGGCAGGGAAUUAGGGGCAUGGUUUGGUCUCGGUUGUACCAGACUAUCAAAGAAAUGCUAAGGCAAUGUAAUAGACAUCCAACACUUUUAGUUAUACAUUGUGGUGGCAACGAUAUUGGCAACCCUCGUAAUACACUAAAGGGCUUACAAAAGUACAUGAAGUUGACCGUGUCUAAAAUAACAAGGCUAUUGCCAAAGACAAUAAUUGUGUGGUCACAUAUCUUGCCACGUAGAAAUUGGUCGUUAUGCCUUUCGAACAAAGAUGGGGAAAAUUGGAGAACUAGAUUAAAUUCAGCUCUUGCUACAUUUGUUGUUAAGAAGGUAUGUGGGGCCUCCAUAAAAUAUCCUGAUAUUUUAAGUACACAGGGUACCCUAUUUCGAAAAGAUGGCAUACAUUUGUCUGACUUGGGAAAUGAACUAUUUGUAACUUCUUUGAAAAAUGCAUUGUUGCAAUUCAUGUCAUCCACUGACAGAUUUUAUCCACUUAUUAAACAGUAAGCUUUGUCAUGGCCAGCUGAUAAUUUGAAGUUGUGAGUUGAGUAUUGAUGCAAUUAAUUUUUGUGUGGUUGUAUGUAAAACUGAUUAUCAUUGCAACUUAAGUCAUUCUGUACUUGUAUUGUUUGCAAAAUUGACCGCCUAGAUUUGUUGGCGGAUGUACCACUGUUCGUGGUUCAUUUGGCAGAAUUUUGCAAAGAAUGCCACCUCCAUGGGGCACUGUUAUUUCCAGGUCCCUUGGGUCAAGGUGGUAUUUCUUGUGCUUGGACUCGUUUUUCGUGUAUGCUGCCAUAUCGAUUUGAUGAUCGGCGCAUAAUUUGUAUUUUGAUGAUUGUGAAUAAAUGGCCAUGACAAGCACUUCCAACAAUUAGUUAUAGUUAUUGUUUAAGAUUCCAAGGUCAUGCAAGGUUAGAAAAAGGUCAUUUGAAUAAUGCUGUCAGAAUUGGCUACUGUUUACUAUGUUAAUAAAUAAUUUUAUUAGUGUCUUAAAAUAAUAGGGUUUAUCAUCUCUGGAUAAACCAGGUUAUUUUAAGCAUAGGUGUUAUGUUAAUGUUUCAAGAUCCAUAACUCUUGUUAACUGUCAUUGUUGCAAGAUCCAUAACUCUUGUUUAAUACAACUAUAUAACUGGGCAUGCGCGGUUGCUACUUCCUUUUCCUGCUCAAUCCAAAGUUGAUAGGUGGCACAAAUUCAUCUUAGAAAAACCCUCCCACCCACCUCUUGCCAAUAUAGGUUAUUUAAUGAUGUAUUAUUAGGUGUGAAGAACAGCUUGGCAUUAAUAUAUAUUUUUCUUUACAAUUUAAAAGGUUUUCCUUUUGUCAAUUAUUGUAAGGCUGACAAUUUCAUAUGACAAGUAUGUGUAUGUUUAGAACAAAGUUUUUGGCUUUUGUUUUUAUUUCUACUUUCAGCGUCAUGGUCUCAAAGUUUCAUCAAUACCAGUUAAGACAGAAGAUUAUGCGCGUGUCUUUUACAAUACAAAUAAUGGCAGAAUUUUGCAAAGAAUGCCACCUCCAUGGGGCACUGUUAUUUCCAGGUCCCUUGGGUCAAGGUGGUAUUUCUUGUGCUUGGACUCGUUUUUCGUGUAUGCUGCCAUAUCGAUUUGAUGAUCGGCGCAUAAUUUGUAUUUUGAUGAUUGUGAAUAAAUGGCCAUGACAAGCACUUCCAACAAUUAGUUAUAGUUAUUGUUUAAGAUUCCAAGGUCAUGCAAGGUUAGAAAAAGGUCAUUUGAAUAAUGCUGUCAGAA